Messenger RNA from Emiliania huxleyi CCMP1516, 270 nucleotides. RefSeq lists its product as hypothetical. Gene Ontology annotation, biological process: cilium assembly; receptor localization to non-motile cilium. The transcript is spliced from 2 exons. NCBI's taxonomy places the organism in Eukaryota, Haptophyta, Isochrysidales, Noelaerhabdaceae. Gene Ontology annotation, cellular component: BBSome. The coding region runs from base 1 to 270 and encodes 89 amino acids. The record is from RefSeq and is a predicted model, not a curated record.
AUGAGCGACGCGCAGCCCACGCUGCAGGAGGUGCUCCCCAAGGCGGGGCUGGUCUUCUCCGAGAAGGGCAGCCUGGCCCCUGUCCUGUGUAAGCCAAAGCUCAUGCCCAUCAAGUCCCUCUCCCUCGAGAAGAUUGAGCAGAUGGAAAGCGCCGCGGCGGCCGCCCAGCAAUGCGCCGCCUCCACCGACGCGGACCCGCCAAAGCCCAAAGUGGCCCGCACACAAACGCGGAAAAGGAAAAAAAGAAAGGCCGCGGCGCGCAGCGGCUAA